This is a messenger RNA of Didymodactylos carnosus, 201 nucleotides long. Lineage: Eukaryota; Metazoa; Rotifera; Eurotatoria; Philodinida; Philodinidae. The record is from the annotation of a GenBank genome assembly.
AUGGGUUUAUUAUUAGUCAAACUGUUAGAAUUUUCUUAUAUUGAUGUAAACUGUAAAUAUUAUGAUUUGGGCUUGAAAAAUCGUGAUGAUACUGAUGAUCAAGCAAUGAUUGAAUCGGCACAUGCCAUUCAAGGAUAUAAUGUGAAAAUUAAAUGUGCAUUGAUCACGCCAGAUGAAGAAAGAGUCAAAGUUAAGGAAUGA